AUGCCCAAGUUGUCCACUCAAGCAUACAUCACCGCCACGGUGCAGGCGACGGCCCUGAGCGCGCUAUCAUGGCUCCUUGCACAAAUCAUAGUAUUUGUUCGUGAAAAUGGCACCAAGCAGAUCGACUACCCGAUGCUGUGGCGCUUUGCGCUGUACACGGCGCUAACGACGCCGCCAAACCUGUCCUUCCAGGGCUACUUGGAGGACUGCUUCCCGAGCACGACUGUUCGCAAGAGAUCGGCCAAGAGCAAGGGCAACGGUGAGAAGAAGACGGAGGAUGUUGACGUGGUGGAACUGGAUGCGACAAACACGCUGGCCAAGUUUGUGCUGGACCAGACGGUCAGCGCGUCGGUGAACACGGCCAUGUUUAUUGCCGUCAUGGGGCUUUUGCAGGCAAAGGCGUGGGAGGAUGUGCAUGGCGACGUCAUGAAGAAUUUUUGGCCACAGCUCGCGGCAGGAUACUCGUUUUGGCCAUUCGUCACGCUCUUCAACUUUACAGUUGUCCCGUUCAAGCAUCGCGCCCUGGUGGGUAGCUUCGCCGGUCUACUGUGGGGUGUGUUCUUGAGCUUAAUGUACUGA
Molecule: messenger RNA, 579 nt
Organism: [Torrubiella] hemipterigena
Lineage: Eukaryota; Fungi; Ascomycota; Sordariomycetes; Hypocreales; Clavicipitaceae
Source: the annotation of a GenBank genome assembly